AAGCACCCUUUGCAUAUAGGCUUAAUUCCAAUAAUGAAAUGGAACAAGUGACCAUAGACAAAAUCAGAGAUUCAGAAGGCAAAAUCGAUGGCAGCUUGUAUCAAGCUGACCAUGUUUUUGAGGCACAAAUUUUCACAAAUUUCCUUAAUAAAGAUGAAUAUCUUAAUAGCUUGGAAGAAGUUGUUCAACAAUCAAUAUGUGUAGAAGUUAAAUUAAUACUCGCCAAAGGGGCCUUAAUAAGAGGUGGGAAUUUAGGAAAAGAUUUAGUGUAUGAAGAUCCAGUAAUACAAUAUCUAGCUUUUGAAGAUGUCAACAUUGCAUUUUCCAAGACUCGUAUAGAAAUGAUCAAUGUUUUUCGUGAGCUUCUAAACAAA
This is a messenger RNA of Entrophospora candida, 374 nucleotides long. NCBI's taxonomy places the organism in Eukaryota, Fungi, Glomeromycota, Glomeromycetes, Entrophosporales, Entrophosporaceae. The record is from the annotation of a GenBank genome assembly.